UAAGAGGAAAAUUAUCGAACUGGUACAUUUGUUGCGGAAGCUCGUUGGCUGACUUCUUUCCCGGGGGAGAGGGCAGGGAGGUCGGUUUGCAAGGCGAUGGCUUUGGUCGAUAUUGGAAACGGCGAAAUAGGAGGAAGUGGAAGCAGUAGCGGGGUUCAUGUUGUUAAAGUGAACGACCCGGACGUCGCCGGCGAGAUCUCCCCACUGUUGGUGGAGUUGGGCGACGAGCCCCGCCGGAUGACUAUCUUCUCCGUGUCUUAUGCCAGGAAGCGACCCCCAAAGGAAACAAAUCUUACCAUUGUUGAGGCAGAGGUGAAUUUCCUAAGUCAGAUUUUCUUGUGGGUGUGGAGUGGGUCUAAAUAUUCUGGUUUAUUAUGCAUGGCUUCAUCCUCGGUCAUUUACUACAUUAUGGAAGUUUUGAUGGACAUUUUUCCAGUUAAGACGGUCCCACUGUUUGAAACUGUAUUUACAAGAUGUAUCAUUAUCCUGAUCUUGUCAUUUCUUUGGUUAAGAAAGGUUCGGCUCCCAUUAUUUCCGCCAAAGCAUGCAAGAAAUCUAUUAAUACUGCGAUCCCUUUGUGGUUUCAUCUCGCUUCUGAGUUUCAUUUAUAGUGUAAAAAAUCUACCGCUAUCAUAUGCUAUUUGUCUGAACUUUGCUACCCCAAUUGUGGCAUCUAUUGGUGCAAAGUUUAUUUUACAGGAGAAAUUGGCUCUUUCAGAUAUUGGAGGUCUUUCCUUAAGUUAUCUUGGUGUUUUGUUCAUUUUCAAGCCAUCCGUUUUAACACAAGGAAACGUAACUGAAGCCACUGAUAUGUUCAAUACAGUGUCUAUAACUGGAGGCGAAACUAUUUAUGCAGUAUUGCUUGGCUUAUUUUCAUCUUUCUUGAAUGGAAUUUGCUAUUGUCUCAUAAGAGCCGCUGCUAAGGCAUCUGAUCACCCAGUAUAUACUGUUUUUUCAUUUGGAUUAUUGGUUACUCCUUUGUCAGCAAUUUGUGCGUUGGCAUUGCAGAAUUUUGUACUCCAAAAUAUUUUCACAUUUUUCUUGAUGGCUGUGUUAGGUGUCCUGGCAUUUUUUGCAGAGGUAUCUCUAGCUCGUGGACUUCAACUCGAAAAGAUGUGCAAAGCCACUAAUAUGAUAUACGUACAGGUCUGUUUCUCCGCUGUUGUUCUCGAGAUAAAACUGGAUAUUGGAGAAUAAUUA
Phalaenopsis equestris is the source of this 1200-nucleotide messenger RNA. RefSeq lists its product as uncharacterized. The transcript has 9 exons. The record is from RefSeq and is a predicted model, not a curated record. Gene Ontology annotation, cellular component: membrane. Lineage: Eukaryota; Viridiplantae; Streptophyta; Magnoliopsida; Asparagales; Orchidaceae. The coding region runs from base 97 to 1197 and encodes 366 amino acids.